CUCCGUGCUGCGUGGGACGAGGGGAGCCCUGCCGCGUGAGCUGCGGCUGCAGCUCCGGCCGCGGCGGGCGGGGGCGGGCGGAGUCCACGCGCGCCGGGCCGGGAGUCCUCCCUGCGGUCCGCAGCGCGGCCGAUCCCCGAGUGCGGAUGGAGGAGAUCGCGCUCUGGCCGGAGUCCCUUCGGCCUCUGGGCCCCAAGGUUGCAGAGGUUCCAGAGCGCUCUUCUAAAACAGCCGCCUUGGGCUUUGCGGAAGGAGCCAGCCAGGAGGAAGACGAAGGCCCGAGCCCCUCCUCCUCCCGGAAAGCCCGCCCUGCCCAGUAUGCCCAGCGAACAGAAGCCUCCUCGAGAUGCGGCCAUCGGCUGCCACCAGAACCUGAUCCACCAGCAGGAGGCACUGCGUGACAGCACCCUGGACGUCACCGUGGUCCUGCCCAGUGGGCUGGAGAAGCAGAGUGUGGUCAGUGGGAGCCAUGCCAUGAUGGACCUGCUGGUUGAACUCUGCCUGCAGAAUCAUCUGAAUCCUUCCCACCAUGCGCUGGAGAUCCGGUCUGCAGAAACUCAACAGCCUUUGAGUUUUAAGCCAAAUACUUUGGUUGGGACCUUGAAUGUACACACUGUGUUUCUGAAAGAGAAAGUUCCGGAAGAGAAGGCAAAGCCUGGCCCCCGCAAGGUGCCUGAGAAGUCAGUGCGCCUGGUGGUCAACUACCUGCGCACGCAGAAGGCUGUGGUGCGCGUGAGCCCUGACGCGCCUCUGCGGAGCAUCCUGCCGCUCAUCUGCGCCAAGUGCGAGGUCAGCCCGGAACACGUGGUCCUGCUGCGCGAAGCGGCGGGGGAGGAGCUGGAGCUGUCCAAGUCCCUCAGCGAGCUGGGGAUAAAGGAGCUUUAUGCGUGGGACAACAGGAGAGUUCUGACCAAAACACAGUCUGAGCCGUCCCUGAGCUGCCAAGAAACAUUUAGAAAGUCAUCACUUGGCAACGAUGAGACAGAUGCAGAGAAGAAAAAAUUUCUGGGAUUUUUGAAAGCUAAUAAAAGAAGCAAUAGUAAGGGCUGCCUGACCACACCCAGCUCCCCAUCCGAGCAGCCUCGCUCCUGGAGUCUGGGGCCAGCCAGGUCCCUGGGCAGCCUCUCGGGAGCCUCGGGGAAGUCGGAGAUGAAGAAGCGCCAGGCACCGCCACCUCCAGGCUCAGGGCCGAGGGUCCAGGACAAGACCUCGGAAAAGGUGUCUCUGGGCUCCCAGGUAGACUUGCAGAAGAAGAAGCGACGGGCACCAGCACCUCCCCCACCACAACCACCACCACCAAGUCCUCUGGUCCCCAACCGCAGAGAGGACAAGGAGGAGAACCGGAAGAGCACCAUGGGUGUUGGACGGCAGGUGCCGCAGAAGCCCCCCAGAGGCACUGCUCGGGGCCCACCCCAGUUAGUGCUGCCCCCACCCCCGCCUUACCCUCCUCCCAACCCAGAGGAGGCGGAGCCCCUCAGCCCUCCAAGGGAAAGUGCUGGUUCCGAGGCCUCCGAGAUGAGACCUAAACUGAGUUUGCUCCUGAGUCCUGGCAGCCACAGCAGUGUGGACAGCAGCCCGGCAGUGACCUCUGAGGCCGAGGAGACCAUCUCUGUGGGCAGCUGCUUCGCGUCAGAGGACACAACAGAGGACUCAGGGGUGAUCAGCUCCCCAUCCGACAUUGUCUCCCUGGACUCCCAGCACGACAGCCUGAAAUCCAAAGAUAAGUGGGCCACAGACCAGGAAGACUGCAGCGACCAGGACCUCGCGGGAACCCCAGAGCUAGGACCCCCCAAGAGCCCCUUGUGGGAGAGACCUGGCCCCAGGGACACGUGUCUGAGGAGUGAGACAGCCACCGUAACCUCUGCCGAGGAAGACCUGUUCAUAGACGCACACUCACGCAGGACCCUGGCAGCGCCUCUUGGAGGGCGAGGCCCGGACGAGAUGGAGGACAGCUACGACACGGACUCCAGCUCUGCGGCUAGCUCCACAGAUGGUGGGUGGGGCCAUUGUGUGCAGGAUGGUGCCAUGGCCGACGUGGACACAAUCCCGGUGACGUUCAUUGGGGAGGUUUCUGAGGAGCCCGGGGACUCAGGGCUGUCAUCCAACAGGAACAACAACGCAGCAUCUUCCACCUCAGGGGGCAUCACUGGAAGGGGCCCCUGCCUGCCCCCAUGCAAGGCUGAGCAGGACCAGCCCCAAGGCGGGUGGAGCCCACCCCAGGAUGCUGGCCAAGGAGACCUGUACAGGAAGGCCAUGGGGCCAGUGCCCAAGGGGGCCUCUCUGGCUGUGAAGUCACCCCCGGCCAACCCGAGUGUGAAGGAACCAGGCAGCAGGCACAGCUCUGCUCACGGAGAGAGGACUCAGGCCCCAUGGGGCACAGAGGACCAGGAGGCCAGGCAGCCGAGCAGCAUCCCUGGGCCUCCAGCCUGGUGUCGGCGAGGCCACCCAGCCGCAGGAAGCUACGGGCUGAAGCAGGGCCUCACCACCUACAAGAUCGUCCCUCCCAGGUCAGAGAUGCGGUGCUAUGACCGUGGAGCGUCCCUGUCUACAGGCGCCAUUGAAAUCGACGAGCUGGGAAACCUGGUGAGCCCCGCCGGGGCCAGUGGCAGGACCGAGUUCCCACCCUUGACACCAGGGGUGGACACAGAGGCUCGGCCCCUGGGGAAAGUGAAGGAGUUCUGGAGGCGCGGGUCCUCAGAGAAGCCCCCCAGCCAGCCUGCGGGGUGCCCUGCAGCUAGGGUUACCCCGGCGGCCACCACCAGCAGUGUCACCAUGGCUGCCCCCAUCCCCACCCUAGCACCCUCGAAGCCACCGCAGGACAGCACGGUCACAACAGCCCCUGUGCCGGCCACCCUCAAGCAACCGACUGUCCCCCAUGCCGGCGAGAGGCCACAGGAAGACACAAGGAGCCGGCCACCCUUGGCAGUCGCAGGUCAGGAGAAGGUGCCAGCUGUGCCCAUGGGGGAGCUCCCAUUCCUGAGGCCUCACAGGAGGACAUCCAGCCAGCACGUGGCAUCGGCCAUCGCGAGGCGCAUGGGGUCCACGCCGGCCCCAAGUGACACUGCUAGGCCGCACAGUGUCAUGGAGAAGGGACCCUCGGCCAGGCGUCCAGUGUCACCUGGACAGCCUCUCCCCACCCAAGGUGCCUCAGCUCGUGGCCUGGACACAGAGCCACAGGGCCUUGACACACGGCAGCCCAGGCCCGGAGACACCAGCAACACCCAGCCUGGCAGGGUGGCCGACAGCCCACAGAGGACAGCAGCAGCCACAGACAAGGACAGCCCCAUUGCUGUCCAAGGAGUGUCCUGCUCCUCGGCAAGCCACCUUCCCUUGAGGGAGCCCAUGUCUGCAAGAUGGAGCUGUGGCCCUCAGAAGAAGCCCAGUGACCCCAAGGCCAGCCUGGCCCCCAACUCUGUGCAUACCUUGGACAGGGUUCGCCCCAUCCCCACACACCCGGCAGAUGUGCUCACCAAUGGCUCUGCAUGGGACCCAGAGCCCCCACUCUGCCCACAGGUGUCCAGUACCCACAGCCACAGCACCCUGGAGACGGGGGAGAGGCCUCGCCCGUUCCCUGAAGCUCGGGGUGACGGGGACAGCUCUUUCCCAGCCAGCAUUUUUGGGCCAAAGAAGAAGUUCAAGCCCGUGGUCCAGAGGCCGGUCCCGAAGGACACAUGCCUGCACAGUGUGCUGAUGGAGGCCAUCCAGGCAGCUGGCGGGAAGGACGGGCUCCGCAAGACAGCAGAGCCCAGCACGGAGCGAGGGCCCCGGACGCUGUCCUACACAGAGGCUGACAGCGAGCGCUCAGCCCUGAUGGCGGCCAUCCGGGGACACAGUGGAACCCGCAGCCUGCGCAAGGUGUCAUCUUCAGCCUCUGCAGAGCUCCAGGGCUGCCGAAAUACAGCGCCUCCCCAAGUGCCACAGCCCCCACCGGGCCCCUGUGCUCCCCCUGCACCUCCAGUGGCACCAGGACUUGGCGCAGGGCCCCUCAGUGAAACAGUGGACGCACGCCAGGCCCUGUUGGAUGCCAUUCGCUCGGGGUCCGGUGCUGCCAGGCUAAAGAAGGUGCCCUUGCUUGUGUGAACCACCCCGAGGCCAGAUGUGGCAGAAGCCCACCCUGAAGACCCCCUGCCUUCCACCCCAGGACCCCACGUGGCGAGGAACAAGAUGGGGGGGACUCGUCUGCAGGCCGAAGCUGUGCAUCGGGCCCCGCGGCGAGGAGUGUGGCCUUCCCCAGCCACCGCGUGCCAAGGAAAUAAAUACGCAACAUUGCCAAUGAACAGUGUGUACUGGCAGGGGGCAGGUGACACUGUGGGAGCCAACCCUGGUCCCAGUCAGGACUGGGCACCGUGCAAGGACCCUGGUCUCCAGCUGACCAGGCCCCCUGACCUGACCACACAGAGAUGGCGAAAAGCAGCUCCUUGUUUAACAUUGUAAUUCCAGGGGCAAAACCCACACAAAUCAACAGAGAGAACCCCUGUCACAGCUCCUGCUGCCUGCGCUUUGGGCGCAAGAAGAGGGGCAACUUCUCCCCUCUGCUCCAUGAUCCUCGCUGGCUUAUUAAACUACCCGGUUCUUUCUCCUCCAGGGCUGGAGGCCAAUCCCUCCCAGACGUCCUCAGACCGUGCGAUCCGUCCAACCAAGCAUAAGAGCCUGGGGGACAGGGUGUUCGGGGUGACGAGGACGCUGAGAGCUGGCCAGACCCCACGUGGACUGGGCCCCCCGCGGGCUGUGAGUACAGCGGGUCACCAGCCGGAACCCGUGUAUGGAGCCCCGGCACCCUCCCAGAGCCUCCUGGGCACCGCCUGACUGUGAGGCCAAUGUGUGCUUUGUAGCCACUGUUGGGACACUGCUGCCCGGUCCAGCAGCCACUCCAGCACCAUCCAGUGCACUCUCUGAGCACAGUGCCCGGCCCCAGGACCACAGCCAGGCUGACCCACCCAUGUCUCCAGAACGCUCGUUCCCUGCAGCAAAACCAAGCAAUGCAGGGAUCUAAAGGACCUUUCGACAUAAAAUCUUACCCUAGAGCAAAAGGCAAACACCAUGAAGUCACUUAAAGACUCAGCCGUGGUUUCCGGCCUGGAGAUCGGCCAGACAGGGACCUGGCACCCCAGAUCUUCGCUGCUGGACGUCCUGGGCAGGGAGAAGCUGCCACCAAUCGCUCUUAGUCACAGCUGUCUAUCGAUUCUUUUAGUGCCACAAGUAAAUGAAGACAGACUCCUG
Cavia porcellus (domestic guinea pig) is the source of this 5220-nucleotide messenger RNA. It is a transcript of the gene Cobl, whose product is annotated as cordon-bleu WH2 repeat protein. The transcript is spliced from 15 exons. Lineage: Eukaryota; Metazoa; Chordata; Mammalia; Rodentia; Caviidae. Gene Ontology annotation, biological process: actin filament network formation; actin filament polymerization. Bases 319 to 4080 code for a protein of 1253 amino acids. The record is from RefSeq and is a predicted model, not a curated record. Gene Ontology annotation, cellular component: plasma membrane; dendritic growth cone; axonal growth cone. Gene Ontology annotation, molecular function: actin monomer binding.